AUCACAUUUCUAUCAACCUCCAAAAUUAGCAUCGUCCAGAAAAUUUUCCGUGGAAGCAAACAGAUAUGCGUAUAUAUACUACAUAGGUAGAGAGAGAAAGAUGUCGAUUUUCCCGGAAAAUCGAGGGAAAAUCGAUCGUCCUAAGCCCUGCAUUUUCGGUGGCGAAAACAGUUUAAUCCAACUCAGCCCCCUUCUCUCUCAAAUUCUCUCUCUAGAAUUCAUAUUCUGUAGUUAGAGUUGUUCUCAAUUUCUUUGCAUUUCAAGAUUGAUCGUGAUACAGUUGUCGAAUUGAAUUACGAUCAGCAAGAUUUGUUUGCUUUCCCGGAAAAUUUGUCGAUUCUUUUCCGGGAAAUACGAUGCGCGUUUGAAUCUGGUUGAAAUUGGCAUAUACAAGAAUCCUUUUGAACGAAACUUCUUUCUCUCUCUCUAUUGAUUACUCCUAAUCGAAACCCUAGCUCAUCAAUCUGCUUUCUCCCGAACACGCUUUCUCUCUCUAGGAGAAGGAAAAGAUUUACAAAUGACUCGGCAGAUCCUGCUUCGAUCGCCGGCGGUGGACCGUCGGCAGCCGCUCCUGAACGAGGAAACGUCGCCGAAGCAUCAGCACCGCCGGUUCGGCGAGGUGGCGGGAGGGACGACGGCGGAGUGCGCGGCGGUGUGCUGCUGCUGUCCAUGCGCGAUGAUGCACCUCCUGAUCAUGGCCGUCUACAGGGUCCCUACCGGCCUCUGCAAGAAGGCUCUGAGGAAGCAGAGGAGAAAGAAACUGAUGAAGAAGAAGCAGCUCCUCUUGCAGCGGCCAGCAACGCCACCGAAUCAGCUGGGCGGGCCCAACGCAGCAGCAGCGGCGAUGGGUUUCUGCUACGACGAAUCGGAGGCGGAGGGUGACGAUGGAUCGGACGGUGAUGAUGAUAAUCAGGCGGUGUUCGGGAAUGCAUCAGCGGCCGUUGAUUUGGAGAAGGUGAUGUGGGACCAAUUCUAUGGGACUGGGUUCUGGAGGAGUUCUUCGCAGAGAGAGAAUGAGAGUUCAAUUUGACUUCCUACUCUCUACCCUACACUGUACCAACAACACUGCUGUUGUAAAUUGUCUGCGAUUGCCACGACUUGAGAGUGAUUGGGGACCGUUUAAUGGAUUGAUCGGACGGUAUAGAAGAGGCUGGUUUUUGGCGAUUAAGCUGUUGAUAGAAAUGAAGAGCUUUUUUUAGCUUCGAAUUUCAUUUUUACGGAAUUGUAUACACCCCUUCUUUUUUUUCUUUUCUUUUUUUUGGUUACUACGAAGAUAAGAAAUAUACAUACAUUUUGAGAAA
This is a messenger RNA of Cornus florida, 1301 nucleotides long. RefSeq lists its product as uncharacterized. The coding region runs from base 518 to 1030 and encodes 170 amino acids. The record is from RefSeq and is a predicted model, not a curated record. NCBI's taxonomy places the organism in Eukaryota, Viridiplantae, Streptophyta, Magnoliopsida, Cornales, Cornaceae. The transcript has a single exon.